Messenger RNA from Spodoptera litura, 5518 nucleotides. RefSeq names its product WW and C2 domain containing protein kibra (gene kibra). The record is from RefSeq and is a predicted model, not a curated record. Gene Ontology annotation, cellular component: cytoplasm. NCBI's taxonomy places the organism in Eukaryota, Metazoa, Arthropoda, Insecta, Lepidoptera, Noctuidae. Gene Ontology annotation, molecular function: kinase binding; molecular adaptor activity. Gene Ontology annotation, biological process: regulation of DNA-templated transcription; cell migration; regulation of hippo signaling.
UUACAUUGCCAGUUCGUUUUACAGUCUCCGCACCGUACAUAGCAUCAGUCAGUCGGCACUAGUAGACCAUGUAAUGUAAACAUUAGAUGGCCGAGGAAUGCAUUUAGACAGUAGGUGCUGGUAGUGAAUAUUAUCAUGUGCGGUGAUAACGUGGCUGCGAGUCGGCGGGGUUUAGUCGGCGACGCGGGGUCGCGUGGUGCGGUCGCGUGUAUCGUUGCUAUCGCUCGAGUGACGUACGGAACCGCUUCGUGUGUUCGCGCUCGCGUACGCGCCGCAUUCCAUCGUGGGGGCCCUUCGCCGCUAUUGGCCGAUCCCGCGUGACGUCACACCUCGUAAUGAGGUAUUCAACAUGGCCGUGUAGCUAGUUCGCGAGUGUGCUUCGUUACUCGUUUGAAUGGAUUUAAUCAGUGAAAUAUGCCAAGGAGACGAAACGGUGAGAUACCCUUGCCCGACGGAUGGGAUUACGCGAGGGACUUUGACGGAAAACUGUAUUUCAUCGACCACAACAGUAGAAAAACGACGUGGAUCGACCCGCGAGACAGAUAUACUAAGCCACAGACAUUCGCGGACUGCAUUGGCAAUGAGCUGCCUCUUGGUUGGGAGGAGGCUUACGAUCCACAGAUCGGACGAUAUUACAUCAACCAUGUCAAUCAGGUGACGCAGUUAGAAGACCCGAGAUUAGAAUGGCUCAGCAUUCAAGAAGCGAUGCUGAGGGAGUACCUCCAUACUGCACAGGAGGCUCUCGAGGCGAAGAAGGAGAUGUACGAUGUGAAGAAGCAGAGGUUGUGUUUAGCCCAGGAUGAGUACAAGCAUUUGAACAAUGCGCUCUCCACACUAGCAGCCUCUAGAACUAGUCUGUGUUCAUCAACGACGUCGAUGACUACGACGUCCACCACCUCCCGACAUGACCCGGAGCUUCUGAGGUCGGAAGUGACGCAAGCGCGCGGCCGGGUCGCCCAGCUACGCAAGGAGCUAAGGCAAGCCCGAGCUGAAGUCGCCAGCGCACGUCGCGGAGUUGACACGCUUGCAGAAGUGGAGCAAAAAAUUAGCGCUCAACAGGGCUGCUACAACAUUACUGAAGCCCAAGCGAUCAUGACUGAAUUGAAAAAUAUUCAAAAGUCGCUCACCUCUGGGGAGAAAGAGAGGGCAGAUCUCAUGCAGUCGUUAGCCAAACUCAAGGAUGAUUUGACGAGACUGCAACUUGGAGACGCGUCACCUGAUCUAUCAACCCUCUCACUACCCCAGGAGAAACUAAGCACUGCUUCCCAAACCGAUCUCUGCGCCGACUUAGUUCCCAUUGGCACGAGAUUAGCUGAAAUGGCGCGGGUUCGGUUACAAUACGACGCAGCGCGGAAGAGAAUACAACAAAUUCAACAACAAUUAGCUGACUUAGAAGACAAAGUUCAGCCUGGCCAGGCAGAAUCCGAUAAGGAUCGACUGCUACUCUUCCAAGAGAAGGAACAGUUGCUUAGGGAAUUACGGAGUAUUACGCCUAGAACGAGAUCUAAACAAGAGAUGACUGAAAUCCAAACCGAAUGCAAGAGAUUAGAACAAGACCUGAAGAAUGCCUUUGAAAUGUCCAACAAGUGUAUAGCGGAUAGACUGAGGCUACAUGAAGAGAAGCAACUGUUGCUGCAACAGUUGAAAGACGCGUUGACGUCGAUGACGACCUUAGAAGGGCAGUUGAAGACGUUAUCAGCGAGUACGCUCUCGGUGUCAAGCAGUUCGAGCUUAGGGUCCCUUUCCACAGCCAGUAGUAAAGGCUCACUAAGCUCUGGCAUUAGUUUUACUGAUAUUUACGGCGGCCCGCAAAUCGCAACGUCUUUCUCAGCAGACAAGCCUAUCGACAUGGUCGAUUUGCAUCGAAGAGUUGAAAGGUUACUGCGUGGUACAAGUUAUAACGCAGACAGUGCGACUCCUGGAGCCAGCAGUUCACCAUCCCAGCCAUCCUUAUCACCGAGAAGUAGUUUGUCUUCAGCCAGUCCGCCACCACCUCCACCCUCGUACAAUCAGGUGGAAAGACAAAGGCGGCAACAGCGAGAACUAGAAGAGAAGUUAGCAGAAAUGAGGAUAGGUGUCGCCACUGGACUAAAUGAGGUCACAGGUCUUGCUACAAUUCCAGUACAACUGCAAGGUCCAGGGCGGCCGUGCGAGCCACUCUCCCCCAUAUCAGAGACACCUCCGCCACCAUCGCCCAGAACUCCCUCGUCUAGUGGUACAAACACUAGAUCAGUAUCAGCGGCAGUGAGCGACGAAUCAGUGGCGGGCGACUCUGGGGUCUUUGAGGCUGCGCAGGCGGCGAACGAUCCUUCUAACGCAGUGAACAGCGCUCAAAUAGAGAUUAAACUACGCUACUGUGCGGAUAAUGGUACGCUGGAGAUUGGAAUCCUGCGCGCGCGCAACUUGCACGCGUUGUAUAUUGACAUCGGCACGCAAGUCGGCGUGCGGUGCGCGCUGGUGGUGGGCGGGGGCUGCGGCUCGGCGUGGAGCGGCGGCGGCGCGGCCUGGCGCGGCGCGGCCCUGGCGCUGCGACACACGCACUGCGUGCCGCUGCGGGCCGCGCGCGCGCUGCGGGCCGCCACGCUGCAGGUCAACCUCACCGCCGGCGCAGAGUGUCUGGGCUGUGCACAAGUGAGUCUAGCAGACUUUGAGCCAGACACGGUGUCACAGAAAUGGUACAACGUGCUCAGCUUCAGAUGUAUGAGACGGGAUGAGAGCUCGGAUGAGUCUACUGUCAUCUCAUCGCAGACAUCCACCUUGACGAGGAAUAGAGGACCAGAAAGUAUGACGGGUGCAGAAUGUAACGUUGACUGCGGGGACAAUUCAGCAUCGGAGGACGAAGAGUCUAGAGAACCACUUAAUCAGAUAGUGGAAGAGGAUUCAUUCGAGGAUUACAUUCCUGAGGAGGAGCUUGCUUUAGAGGAGGAGUACCUUCACCCCACCACGGCGGAGAAGGAAACCAACACCGAGUGUAACUUCUGUCCCGAGGCAGCUAGGCAGUUGCAUAGGAGGAAAAGCCAGCAAGUAAACGCCAGCCUCGCCGAGCCCCUCGCCACCAUCAAGAGGUCACAAACGUUCUCGCCACAACCACAGAGUGUCGCCAAAGCACAGUACAUCUGCAGACUGAAUCGUUCGGAGUCCGACUCGUCGAUGGCCGCGUACGCGCGCCGUGCGACGAGUCACGCGCCGCCCCCCGCCGGGAUACCCUUCGACAGGAGUGUUAGGGAGAGACGAUCGCUCAGAUGGGGUAGGUCAGGGUCGUGUCCGCGCGGCGUGCGCGGCGGGCGCGGGGCGCGCGCGGGGCCGGGCGCGGCGCGCACGUCGCUGGACCUGGCGCUGGACCUGCGCGCGCAGCACUCGCGGCUGCACCAUCUGCGCACUGAUAUUGCCAACCUUACUGCGCUCAAAAAGAGGUUAGAAGAAGCUUGGAACCGCGGUGACCCGGCCGUGGCGGCCUGGGUAGCUGAGGAUGAAACCUUACGUCGCCUGGUCAGUCCGGGAGACCAACCUGCAGACAGAGCAUCACGGCUACUCAGUAGGACAUGUCGGGAGAUCUACCGUCUGAGGAAGUCUAGGCAGGGCGGACGGAAACCUGACCUUGUCACCUUCAAAGAAAAGAUGGCAUUCUUCACUCGCACCAAAACAACAAUCCCCCUCCUACCUGGCGAGGAUGGUGACGAGAUUCCAUCAGAAGACGACUGGGAAGAAGAUUUAGAAGAACGGCGGACUCCUGACGGUAGGUCUUCUAAGACAUCUUACGAGCUCCGACGAGACCAGCCAGCUACACAAGACCCGCCGGAGGUCGUGGAGUGCAAGAACCCGUGCUUGAACCUCGAGGGUCAAGAGGCAAAGGACGACACAAAGACUGAUGAGGUGAGGUAUGAGUUUGUUGUGGACAGAGUGCUCGGGGUACAGGUUUGAAAGGACGGGCCGUUACUGCGGUUGGUUAGAGUUGCGCAGGAGUUGCGGAGGGUUCAAUUCAAAAGUUGGUAAAAAUGUUUUAAGGUUAUGCCGUAUUUGUUCGUGAUUUUGAUGUAAACUGUUUCGAUAGUUAGUUUUUAAGUGAACGCCGUUUCGCAACUCCUGCGCAGAUUUAUACCAGCCGUUGCAAACAGCUCUAGUAUGGCCUAUGGCAAAAUAUGGCACCAUAAAAAAUUGCAAAUAUACAAUAUUUAAAUAUUACUGUGAUCUUAUUGCCUAUUGAGAUUUUCUGGAUCGAAGACUGAGCAAGAACUUAUAUAUAUAUAUGUGUUAUUGGUUAUAUUAUAUAUAUCCGGACUCUAAUACGUGUACGUAUGUGUGCAAAUAGAGUGCCAUAAUAUUAAGAUUACAAUAUUGAAUCUUAAACAUUUUUAUACCACUUAUGUAUUGUAUUUUAUGUACAAAAUAAAGAACAAAAUUUUGAAUGUUAGAAACUCCUGAAAAUAGGUACGAUUUGAUACAAUCCCGUCCAUAUAUAGAUAUAAUAUGUAUUUAGUAAAUAUAAUUAUAACAUUCAUACUGAUAUUAUAAUGUGUAGACAAGUUGUAAGUUGCUGUUCAGUGGUACAAUUGUGCCUUUUGAUUGUUGGUGCCUGAAUUAUAAAAGCCUGCGAAUGUGCCAUAUCGGCAUGCCAGAGGGGUAAUAGGUACAAAGUAGUUGUAUGACGAGUCACAAAAUGUAUGCCAAACAUAUUUUUUUAUUGUAAUUAGAACAUAAUGUGGGUUUACGGUCACUUUGUAAAUAAAAAUACGUAAAAUUGCUGACCCACCGACUAAGUUCAUCUGUAGAUAAAAUAAAAAUGAAUAAAGUAAAAACUCAAAAUAAUUUUUGCAAUAAAAUUAAAAUUGUUCUCAAAUUCAUUUCAUUGUUCCAUUGAAUGAACACCAACUACUAAGAUUUUAAUUUUUGCAAAAGUUAUAUUCUGGUUAGGGUUCUCUCCACCGAAUAAAUAGGACAUGAAAAGCCAAAAAGAUAGCUUUGUACAUAAGGCUUAUAUUACGUGGAGUACUUGCCCUACACUAUACUUCAAACUCCGACCUAGAAAUUAUUUGAAAUUACAAACAUAAUUGUUAAACCAACAAAAAAUAAUGUGUUCACAAAAUAUUCAUCAUAAUUAUUUAAGAAGUUGUAUUGACGUGCCUACACAAUUAUGAAUAAUUAUAAUUGUAUAAUUAUCUAGGUUUCAUUAUGUACCCGGGCACAGUGACGUUACAAACGUGCAAUAUACAUCGUACCAUCAAUAAAAUAUUUUAUGUCAUGUGUGUUAACAGAUCUGAGUUUGUACUGAACAUUUUUUGUCUCACUCAUUAUCAUUCUUAUGUUUAGACUAGACCAUCUUUCAUUAUAAACGUUAUUUUUUGAGAAUCACCCCAAAAAUACCUUUCUAUGCAUUUGUCAGCCAAAUUCAUCAGCAAAGGUUACCCCCCUAACGAUUAUAAUGAAAGAAAUUUAUAUAGGAUUUUGUGAACAAAAAUAAAUGAAUGAUUUUAAUAAAAUUACAUUUUUUGGACAAACUUUUAAAUAAAAUACAACAAAA